AUGGAGCUGGAUCACAAGGAAAAGGAUCAGCUCGAGCAGCUGCGCGAGGACCUCAAGUGGUCCAAAGAGCAGCUGUCAGCUAAGAGCGAGGAGGUUCGCGCCAAGCUCUCCGAAGCGGCCGAGAUCAAGGCGGAGGUCGAGAAGCGCCAGGCCAAGAAGCGCAAGAACAAGAACGGCGAGGCGGCCAGCGACGAGGCCAAGUCCAAGCUGAUAGCUGAGACGGCCUCGAAGCUCUCGGCCGCCAAGUUCGAGGCGCAGCGCAUGGCCUUCGCCAAGGGCAAGGGCCAGGGCACCCAGGCACCCACUAUUGGCAAGGGCAAAG
Molecule: messenger RNA, 322 nt
Organism: Prorocentrum cordatum
Lineage: Eukaryota; Dinophyceae; Prorocentrales; Prorocentraceae
Source: the annotation of a GenBank genome assembly